ACAGGCGAACAUGAAUCAGAUUACGAAACCACUUCCUCCGUUUCAUCUUUAUCUGAUAUUGAAGAUGAUCAAGAUAUAUUAAACGAAACUAUAUACGAUCGUUUAAUAGCUUUGAAAGAUAUAGUACCACCCUCUACUAGAAUUUCCGUUUAUACAAAAUACGAAAAGAGUAAAGGGAUCUUCUUUAAAGUUUUGAAUGGUGUUGGGACUUUAGGUUGGGUGAUCAGUACUAGUGCUUUGUUGAUUGGUUUACCAUUAGCUUUAGCUAUUGAGGAUGAAGGUAGGAUAGUUCAACAGGAAAGGGAAAUGCAAAUGCAAACUGCUGGACAACAACAGGUC
This is a messenger RNA of Tremella mesenterica DSM 1558, 339 nucleotides long. RefSeq lists its product as uncharacterized. Gene Ontology annotation, biological process: intracellular protein transport. Lineage: Eukaryota; Fungi; Basidiomycota; Tremellomycetes; Tremellales; Tremellaceae. The record is from RefSeq and is a predicted model, not a curated record. The annotation marks the transcript as partial. The transcript has a single exon. Gene Ontology annotation, cellular component: mitochondrial outer membrane.